This is a messenger RNA of Cuscuta campestris, 1971 nucleotides long. Lineage: Eukaryota; Viridiplantae; Streptophyta; Magnoliopsida; Solanales; Convolvulaceae. The record is from the annotation of a GenBank genome assembly.
AUAAAUAUCUUAUACUAAUAUAAUCCGUAUUAUUUUUAUUUAAUUUGAUGUCAAAAUUUAUUAAUUUUGACUUGAAAAAAACAAAAAAUUACAAAUACUAAGGUCGACAGAGAGACUGUAUCUCUGUGAUUAAAACGGAAGAAAACCCUUCUAAUCACACAACCAUGAGAAAUAGGGCAGCCACCGGCGUCGACACGGCGGUUGUCGAUCUCUGGAAACGAGAGGUCGGACAUCUCUCCCCCAGAAACUUUUCUCUCCGUCUCGCCGCCCCAGAGGACCUUGUGAGGCGUCUUGAGAUAUUCCGCAAACUAGAAAAACAUAGUGGCUGUGUGAAUACAGUAAGCUUCAAUCAUGAUGGUGACAUCCUUGUAUCAGGAUCUGAUGAUACGAGGCUUAUACUUUGGGACUGGCAAAGUGGCAAAGUUAAACUCGAACUUCAUUCGGGACACAAUAAUAAUAUCUUUCAGGCCAAGUUCAUGCCGUACACUGAUGAUCAAUGUAUUGUUACCUCUGCUGCUGAUGGACAGAUAAGAUGCACUCAUAUUCUACCACAUGGGAAAGCCGAGACAAAAUUACUGGCAAAGCAUCUAGGUGAGGUUCACAAGUUGGCCAUUGAGCCGGGAAGCCCUCACAUUUUCUACAGCUGUGGUGAAGAUGGACUCGUUCAACGUAUUGAUCUGAGAACAGGAGCCGCCACAAGACUUCUUACUUGCCAACCUCUCGGACACAGGAGUUACAUGUCUUUUAUUCAGCUGAAUGCAAUUGCAAUAGAUCCAAGAAACUCUAACCUAUUUGCAGUUGCUGGAUCCGAUGUAUAUGCCAGGCUUUUUGAUCUCCGCAAUUGUAAGUUUAACAACUCACGUAAAUUUGGUCAACCCGUUGACUUCUUUUGUCCUUCUCACUUAGUUGGUGGUGGAAAUGUGAGCAUAACUGGCUUGGCUUUUUCGGAUCAAAGCGAGCUUCUUGUUUCAUAUAAUGACGAGUUAAUCUAUCUUUUCUCAAAAAAUAUGGGUCUUGGACCCACUCCACCCCAAAGUUCCCCGCUUUCCAGUCAAGAUGAUGCUAGUGAGAGGCCCCAAGCCUACACGGGACACCAGAACUCUGAAACAGUGAAGGGUGUUAGCUUCUUUGGUCCUAAAUGUGAAUAUGUUGUCAGUGGGUCGGAUUGUGGUCGGAUUUUCAUAUGGAAGAAAAAGGACGGGGAACUUGUCAAUCUUUUGGAAGGAGAUAGACAUGUUGUAAAUUGCAUUGUAUCUCAUCCUCACACGUCAGUUCUUGCCAGCAGUGGUAUUGAGACUGACAUAAAAAUAUGGACCCCGAAAGCGACUGAGAAGAGAGAGUUGCCUAUAAACGUCUCAAAGGUUUCCACGUCCCGUCCAAUCCAUCUAUUUGGCUUUGAGAGUCUUGAAGAUGACAGUGAUGGUGAAUACUUUUAUGACGACGACGAAGAAUAUGGUUAUGAGGUGGAUGAAGAGUGUGAUGAAGAAGAUAUCUUUACUGAUCUAGUGGAUGAAGAUGAUAGUGCAAGUGCUGCUGGAGAGGAUGCAAAUGAUGAUGAUGAUGAUAUGGCUAGUGAUGAAGUGGAUGCUGAGGCAGAUGAAGAAGAAGAGGAUUGCUUUUGUGACCCUGUUGACCUUUCCAACACCCAUGAUAUGGGGGACAAUGAAGACUUGGAUGAUAAUGAUGAUGACAAUUGUGAAGAAGAAGUUGAUGAAACAUUGCUGGAUGGUGGGUUUGUAAUGAGGCCAUUCUCAAAGUGAUUACUAUCCUUUUUUUUUUUUUGUGAGUUUGGCUCAAGAUUUGUCCUAGUUGGGGAGAGGAGCCCUUAUUUUAGCGGACACACAAAGGAAGGACGGUAAUAGGCACAAUAAUAUACAUGGUGAAACCCUGUACAUUUUUAAACUACAUAAUACUCCGUAUGUAUUUUGCCCUGAUUUUUACUACUCUCUGUAGUAAAUUGAAUGAGGCUAA